UUUUUGACAGCGGUUUCUUAAAAAAAUAUUUUUUGAUGUCCAGAAACUCCAAAUUGGCUGCAGGAGUUGGAAGCUAAAAGGGAAAGAAGGUUGAAAGCAAAGUUGGGACAUGAAGCAGGAGCAGGUGCACCUUGCCUAAAAUGUGCUGAAAAAUGCCCAGGCUUGGACCUUCAUUUUUGGAGAAAAUGUUGCAAGCUUUGUAAAUGUCCAAAGGAAGAACACGAAGUUCAAGAUGAUGAUAUUUAUGGAUGGGCACAGUUUCAACUGGUUGGCAGUAAACCAAAUAAAAUCAGGAAAAAAAUUUUGCUGCCUGGUAAAAAAGAUGAAUUGGAUUUGGAUUGGGCUCCCAAAGGCCAUAAUGAUACUGUUGAUAAAUAUCUUAAGACUUUGUCUACCGAACAAUUGCCAGUUAAAGGUUCCCAAGCAGCUCAAGAUAGAAAGCAACUCCUCCAGAAACAAAUUCCUAUUCAUGAUAUUGAUCCAUCCCUUUGUCAUGAUCUUACUGAAGAAGAAUUGAAGAAAAUGAAUGAAUAUAUAGCACACGUUAAGGAAAGUAGUGCAGGUGUGGGCCAGAUAGUUAGUUUAUCAAGUAUAAUUAAAGGUAACCUACAUAUGUUGAAUCCUGCAGAGUCAGCUAUGAUGGCCAGUCGUUAUGCUAAAGGUAUACCUUUAUCAGAAAUUGUUAAAUUACAGUCGCAAAGCAAGGCCCUUUCACUUAAACCACAAGAAUUAAUCAAGAACUUGGAAAAUAUUACUUUGAAUGACAAAAGUCUUCCUUAUUUUGCUCCUGAUGAUAUUUUGAACCAACCAGAAAAACUCAACAUGAAUGACAAAAAUCUUCCGAAAUUUGUUCCUAAUACCUUGAACCAAACCGAAUAUAACCUUGAUCCUUUAGUGCCGAAUAAAUUUAAUGACAAAAACUACCCAAGUUACAGUAAUGACACAAUUUCUCGACUCUCUAGUGCCCAGUUUUCUGGUGGUCUUGUUCCUCAAAGAAAUAAGGGGAGUGGAGAUAACCAAUCUGUAAUCGAUCCUUCAAUUGAUCCCAAGUAUCUCCAGAAAAAUAAUUUUGAUUUUAAAAAUAGACCCAGUCAGUUCCUACCUCAAAAUGUGCCUUAUAAUUUACCUCAGCCAGGGCAAAAUGUUCUUUCUGAAGACAAUUCAGGUAUUUUUGACUCAGGAAGCAGUGCCUUUGUCCCUUACCAGAAAACAUCUACCACUAUGAAACCUGGAGAAAGUUAUGUGCAGAGUAUUUCUUCUAUGGAUCCUUCCUACUCAAGUAAUUUUCCAGUUCUACGAGGAAAUGUGUCCAGUGGAUUAGAAACCGGAGAUGAGUCCAGAGAAAAUUUGGAUGCUGUAGAUCCAAAUUAUGCUAUAACUAGUUCACCGGCACUCAAGUAUAAAGAAAGUGGCAGUUCUACAGUUGGUAGGAGUCCACAAAGUGCAAAUCAUAUCCGUAACGAAAAUAAUUUGUUCUCUGGUGAAGUUAAUCCACUAACAUCAAACUAUCCCAAAAGUGUUUUACCUGAAUUUGAGUUUGGAAAAACUGGUUGUUUACCAGGUCAGGAUUCCCAAAAAUCCAAUUCAAAUCAGAAAGAAAAUGCUGGUUACCAUCAGUCUUUGGAAAAUGUAGACCCUCUUGAGCAGAACUACUCCAAAAUUGCUUCACCGGAAUAUAGUUAUCAAAAAUCUGUUGAUUCUCCAGUAGGUAAAUGGUCUCAAGACCCCCAUUCCUUUGGACAAGGAAAAGGUACACUCGAUAAUGAUGUUCCAUAUGAUGAAUCUUUGGGGAGAAAGUAUAGAAUUAAUGACCAAAUUGGAAAUAAGAGUACUUCUAACAUAAUACCAAAUAAGGAAGUAUUACAAAAGUUUGCCCAAGGCAACACAGAAAGUGUUGGAGCUAAAGAAAAUUAUGAAAAUACUCAUAAUAUGAAAAAUAUGGCUCCCAGAUUACCAAACUAUGCGCCAGGCCGUUAUAGUAAUCAUUCUGAUGUUCAGUCCCCAUCAAAUAUUCCUAAGAAUUUCAGAGACCUAGCUUUCAGCACCCACGAUCCAAGUAAUGCCAGUUCAAAUGAUGUAGGAGAUACUGAAAGUGAAUUUAAAUUUGGCCAUUACAGAAAACCUGGUUCCUACCCUGAGAACGAAAAUAGUUUCUCUAGGGGAGAAACACCCAAAAACUCCAGUGGCUUCAGACCAAUUCAAGCAAAUUGGAGAAAUGCUGAAAGGCCUAUCAACCAACAUUUACCUGAGCAGCAGAUGAGAUAUCAAAAUGAACCAGUUGAUAAUCUGGUACAGAAUCAAAACCCAAACUCUGAAAAUAAUUUUGACAAUAAAAACAGUUAUUCAAAUAUGGCCUUACCUAGUGAUGAAGAUUUGAGAAAUGUAUCCUCUUCUGGAGGUUUGAGGAAACCAUUAGAUGAUUAUAAUUCUGAUACUUUUGACAAACAGGCUUUGAACAAUUUGAAACAAUUAGGUAAAAAUUUGCCUGAAAUGCAUCCCGGUAGUUUGAUAGUCGAUGAAGAGUUUCUUCAUCCUAGUCAAGUGAAUGUUGGACUCAUUCAAGACAUCAGUUAUCCUGAAAUAAAGGCAGCUACCCAGGGAACGAAUGAUUUUUAUGAAGACUAUAGUCCUGAUAUUAUCAGGGAAAUAUUGAACAACAUGAAGUUGCCAGACUGCCACUACUGUAAAAGACCCUUUGAAGAAAAAGAAUUUGCCAUAACAAUUGAAAGAGCCAAUGUACUGUUUCAUACUGGAUGUUUCAAAUGUGCUGGGUGUAACCAAAUCAUUGCUGACAAUGUGUACUUCUAUAACAAAGAGUCUGAUAACAUUUACUGUUUACGUGACUAUGCAAAAAUCAGAGGUUUUCCAAGAUGUAAGGCAUGUGAUGAACUUAUAUUCACUAAAGAAUAUUGCCUAGCUGAGAAUUCCACAUUCCACUUGAAGCAUUUUUGCUGUAUCGAGUGUGAUACGCCUCUUGCUGGAAAAGACUACACCUUGGAAGAUGAGAUGCCAUAUUGCCUUCCCUGCUUUGAACAAAGCAAAGCAAGUAAAUGUAGUUCGUGUAACAGGGUCAUUAAACCUGAUGAAAUUGGUUGUAAUUUGAAUGGUGUCCAUUUUCAUGCUAAUGAUGAAUGUUUUGCUUGUAAAGUUUGCAAAAAGCCAUUGAUGAAAAAGAAGAUGCUUUUGCGAAAUGAAAAAUUGUACUGUUCACAUGAAUGUUAUGGAACUGAAAAAUAAUUACUCAUUUUGACUGAUUAUACAGGGUAUUCAAUAGUAGGUUAGGGUGCAAAAAGGGCAGCUUGGGUAUGGUUUUGAAAGGUUGACUUUUUAUUUAUAAUGUGUAUUUUUGAAGUGUAUUUCCAAUAUAGGAUACAAUCAAAAUAAGUGCCACAGUAUAUUAUAGUGUCAAAUUAUAUGAUAAGAAAUAGAUAACAAAUUAUAUCUACUGAUAUCAACUUGCAAGUUUUUGCUUUUUCUUUGAAUUUCUUUAAGUAUUCAUCAGACUGAAUAUAAACAAUUUCUUUUGAUAAUUGAAGUAUUGAAUUUAUAUAGAGCUAUGUGUCAAUGAAAGACUUUGAUAAAUUUAUUGUAUAGAAUUAACUUCAUGUGGUGACCUUAUGCCUAUUUAUAUACAUAUAUUAUAUAUCAUCUAUAAGAUUAGCUUAUUUUUGUGCCAUAUGUAUUUUUAUAUAUAUUUUAUACUACAU
Leptinotarsa decemlineata (Colorado potato beetle) is the source of this 3707-nucleotide messenger RNA. RefSeq names its product testin LIM domain protein (gene Tes). Lineage: Eukaryota; Metazoa; Arthropoda; Insecta; Coleoptera; Chrysomelidae. The record is from RefSeq and is a predicted model, not a curated record. Gene Ontology annotation, molecular function: zinc ion binding.